Messenger RNA from Lepidothrix coronata (blue-crowned manakin), 511 nucleotides. Its product is annotated as hydroxysteroid dehydrogenase-like protein 2. Gene Ontology annotation, cellular component: mitochondrion. Lineage: Eukaryota; Metazoa; Chordata; Aves; Passeriformes; Pipridae. Bases 120 to 476 code for a protein of 118 amino acids. The record is from RefSeq and is a predicted model, not a curated record. The transcript has 2 exons.
UGCAGAAGAAUUAAAUUCUUGCAGGUGCUGCCCAAGCAUUGAAAGAGGAGAAGACAGAAUCUGCUCCAGCCAAGCCAUCCGGGCCUGUUGCAGAAACAUUCAGAGUUAUUCAGGGGGCCAUGACGGAAGAGAACGUGAGAAGUACUCAGGGCGUCUUUCAGUUUGAAUUAUCUGGUGACGGUGGAGGCACGUGGUAUAUCGACCUGAAGAACAAGGGUGGGAGCACUGGCUUUGGAAAGCCUCCUGGGACAGCUGAUGUGGUUAUGAGCAUGUCGAGUGCUGACUUUGUGAAAAUGUUCACAGGUGAGGGACAAAGGCCUCUGUCAGACCGGUGCCCAGAAAACCUUCUGCUGAUGGGGGAGGAGACUGGCAUCUCGCUUUCUGCUCUGGGAUGGAGGAGCUUUCAGCUUUUUGUGGCUCAGGAGAAAGUACAGGCCAGAAGUGCUUGCAUUUUUCUGGACUCCUGUGUUUUGUGAACAGGAAGAGAACAAAAGGUUACUCUUCUUUUAUU